AUGCUGGCCGACCCCAUGACUGGUUUUGCCGGAUGGUCUCUCGCGACACUGAUGCCCGCGGCUGCACUCGCCGCCGCCGCGCACGCUGCGCUCCGGAAGCAGCGCGGCGAGCUCUACCGCCACUGGUGCGUUGAGACCUGGUGGCUACCGUUGCCGUCGGCCGUGGCGCUCUCGGGCGGUGCCGUCAAGCCUGCCAGCGAGCCCGCCACGCACUUGCUGAUAGCGGCUGCUCUGGUUCUCCUCUGGGCAACCUGUGCGACGGUCGGGUUGGUGGAAAACCGCGCCGUUGGCGUCGCUGUUGCGUGGGCGGUUGGGCUGGCGCUGCUCGACGCUGCUGCGACGGCGGCUUCGCACGCCGCGCUCCGUCUCGGAGCUGUCCGCCGGCUUCUUACGGAUGACGACGUCACGCUGGCGCGCAAGGUGGCUGCCGCGGCAAGUGUCGCCGGCUCGCGCGAGCUGGCGGGCGUUGCGCGGGUGCGUGCUUCCACCGGCUAUCUCGUCAUCGACGAGAGCGGAGAAAAGGCGGCGAUGGGGUCAAAGGAGCUGGCGCCUGUGUCGGAAGAGUACCUCCGGAGCCGUGAGGCAGCGGCAGGUGAUCGGCUGCGGGAGGCUGAGCUGCACUAUGGUAUGCUUGGCCAGCGCGCUGUUGCGGCGCGUGCUCGCAAGGAGCAGGAAGGGGAGCAAGACGUGGACGAGACCCACGCGGCGACAGGCUGGGCUGAGGUGAUUGCGGCGGAGGGUGUCCUCAUCGAGGCUCACCGUGAGCGCGUCGCCUGCGAGGUGCGUCUAGUGGCCGAAUUGCUGCAGGCGGCCGACGCAGCCGACGAGGCCGAGCGGCGGGAUCUGCUCCUCUUCGCAAAUUCGGGCGCGGUCGGCGUGAUUGGCGCUGCAGCUCUCAACGCCGAGCUCGCGACUCUCAGCGAUGACGAGCGCGCCGUGCUCGAGGCUGCUGCGGCCCCCUUUCGAGAGGAGCGCGAGCGACGAAGGCGUCUAGCCGACCUUCACGCGGAGGAGGAGUCGCUAGCGGCAGAGAUGCGCGCAUGCGCAAGCAAGGCGGCGGAUGCAAGGAGGUGGCGGCUCGAGCAGUCGAUUACAACCGGCAGCGGACGGACCCGCGAGCUGCGGCGUCACCUACGGGACGCAGUAGGACGGGCGCGGGUGUCUGCGAGCACGCUCAAGGACAUUUGCGAGGCGCUUCGUGGGGCAGGCUGUGCGCCUCCGCCCGAGGCCCCAGCUGCACCUGUUGACGUGGAGGACGUGGCCGCGCAGAGCGAGAUGGCCGAGGCGGCGGAGCUGGAUGCAGUGCGACGGGAGGCAGCGGCGCGUCCCCUUGCGAGCGUCGAUCCGGUUGCCGGCGCAACUGAGCAGUCCGAUGAGGCGCGUCUCACUGCACGCAUUGAGCACUUCCGACAGCUCAAGGCCGCACGGGCUGCAGAGGACGAGAAGGAAGGCGCACGACAGGAUGCGCUGGUCAAGCGGGUCCGCGCCUCCUUGGCUGCGGACGAGGCGCGCCUACAGCAGGAGCUGGCAAAGAUGACCGAGUACGAGAGCACGCUCAGCACUCGUCAGACAGAGGCGGCCGCUUCCCUCGCACAGGGCGAGGCGGCCCUCGGCCCCAGCCGGGAGGCGGAGGCGCGCAACGCCGGUAAGGCGCGCCGCGCCCUUGCCGAGAAGCGGCGGCGUGAGGAGAAGGCGGCGCGACGAGGCCGGGAGCAGGCAGACGCGCAGCGCGCACGCAAAGCAGACAUUCAGCUGCGGGGCGUGGGCGCUGGGGAUCCGUGGGAGUUGCUCGUGCAGCCGCUCGUUAAGCAAGCCGUGGCGGGAGAGCCGUGGGAUGACUACGUUUUCCCGGCCGCCGACCCCUCGCUUCCUCCCUCCAAGUUUGGCGCACGCUGGGAGAGCGCGGCGCAAGUCUUCUCGUCGAUCUCAGUCUUUGCAGAUGGCGGCGGCGAGACCGACCCGGUCGAGACGUCGGACAUAGUCCAAGGCGCGCUCGGGACCUCCUACCUCAUGUCGGCUCUCGCCAUCGCGGCCUCGCGGCCGCAGCUCAUCCGCGAUUGUUUUGUCACCAAGGAGCCCAACGAUGCGGGCCUCUACUGCGCCUACCGCGCCACGUGA
Emiliania huxleyi CCMP1516 is the source of this 2118-nucleotide messenger RNA. RefSeq lists its product as hypothetical. Lineage: Eukaryota; Haptophyta; Isochrysidales; Noelaerhabdaceae. The coding region runs from base 1 to 2118 and encodes 705 amino acids. The transcript is spliced from 2 exons. The record is from RefSeq and is a predicted model, not a curated record.